This is a messenger RNA of Neodiprion fabricii, 2158 nucleotides long. RefSeq names its product UBX domain-containing protein 4. Gene Ontology annotation, molecular function: protein binding. The transcript has 7 exons. NCBI's taxonomy places the organism in Eukaryota, Metazoa, Arthropoda, Insecta, Hymenoptera, Diprionidae. The coding region runs from base 61 to 1686 and encodes 541 amino acids. The record is from RefSeq and is a predicted model, not a curated record.
GUGUCAAUAUUCGCAAAGGAAUUCACGUAUAUUUUUUCAGUGAUAAUCAAGAAUUAGGAAAUGAAGUGGUUCGAGGGAAAUAUUACAGAGGCAGUGGCGGCAUCGAAAUCGCGAAAGGCGAUUUUUGUUGUGUUCGUUGAGGGAAAAGAUGACGCGUCAUCGAAAAUUGCUAAAGUAAUUGACAGUGAAGAAAUUUCAUCUCGAUUAGAGCGGGAUGAUUUUGUUGCUGUCAAACUAGAGGGAGGCUCAGAAUCCUACGGAUUCUUUACACAAAUUUAUCAAUUGGUCCCAAUUCCAUCUAUGUUUUUCAUCGGCCAAAAUGGAACACCGAUAGAGAUAAUAGCUGGGGAAACGAGCGUUGCCGAUCUAACAUCGAAAAUUGACACAAUUCUGAAAAAAGCUGAUCCAACGUCAAAAGAUUCUUCUACAAGCUUUAUUCAGGCUGAACAAAAGUCAUCGGCAGGUAGCACAAGCUCUCUAAAGAAUAGUGAGACAGAAAUAAGCGUGAUCGAUUUAGAAAAAACUGAAUCGGGAACAAGCAUGGCGCCAAUACCUGCCACCUCACAGCAACUUCCAAAAGAGGAAAUCAAAAUUGAUAAUGAGGACAAAACUGCAAUCCCAGACAUUCUUGAAACUGAAAUAAAGCCUGCCCCAGCAAAACUGGAUUCCCCAUCCACCAGUCAAACUGCUACUGAAGCAACUAACAAACCGGAGCUAACAGCAGAAGAAAAGGUUGAACGAGCACGACGACUCAUUGAGCUGCAAAAAAGACAGCGAGAUGAAGAAGAGGCUAGGAAGGUUCGUGAAAGGGAAAUUGAGAGGAGAAAAACUGGGCAAGAAAUGCUGAAGAUAAAACAGAAACAGCAAGAAUUAGAAAUAAAGCAGGCCUAUGAUGAAAGAAUGAAAGAAAAGGCAGCUGAAGCUGCUGCCAGGGAAAAAGUCAGGCAGCAAAUUAUGCAAGACAAGCUUGAACGCAAGCAAAGGGAACUUGAUCAGCAGCGGCAGUACGGACAACAAACUCCCAUACAGGAACAGCCGAAACCGCGUACACCUCUUUCAAGUGACUCUGGAAUCGUGCGAAUCCAAUUUCGACCACCCAGUGGCAAUCCACACAUGGGGCAGUUCGAGUCUACAAGUACACUUGGAGCUCUUCGUUCUUAUGUUCUCGAUAACAUCGAGUUACCCUUCAGACAGUUUGCUUUGUCUACAUCGUUUCCAAGACGAGAUCUAACAGUCGACGAUGAUGCCAAAACAUUACUUGAAUUAGAAUUGGUUCCUACAGCUGUGAUAUUAAUUCUGCCGCUAAGAAAUACCAACAGCACGACUGCGGUAACAUCAGCCCAGGAUGAUGGCUACUUGUCACGGUUAAUGUGGGCAAUUUUUGCGGGUGUACUUUCUGUGUACGGCUAUAUAAAGGGAUAUUUUACCAGACCUCCGGCAUCUUCUGCAGAGCACCAAAGUUCUAGUUCAACUUCGGGUGGGGUUCAUCCAACUGCCAGCAAUACCGAUAGUGGCAAUUCGGAACCAUCUCCAAGUGUAGCAGCUGGAUUAUUAAGGCGUAAUAUUGGUGGUCAAGGAAGUGCAACGAUAAGGACGCAGGGCAACGUGCAUAGAUUACACUCGGGUGGUGAUCCGGAUAAUGAUGAGAAUAACACUUGGAACGGAAACUCUACUCAGCAAAUGUGAAAGUUCAAAUAUCCGUUGAAAAGUCGUCUGAAAUUAUCAUUCGUGAAUAAUUAUACGAUUACGUUGUCAGAGGAUUAAAACCGGAAGUGAUUAGAUUGAGGCAAAAGUCAUCAGAAAAAAAAAGAAAAACCAGUUCGAUAUUUAUUUUCACGACUAUUUUUUAUUGAAUCACAUUGUAAAACGAACACGUGCUUACCUACAUUUUUUCGUAAUGAAGUGUAACGAAUGUGCAAGAAACAAAUUGUCAACAGUUCUUAUAGCUCGUUAAUAAGCCACACCAUGCUUCUUCCGUUGUUGAACAAUCGAAGCUUAGUGCUGCUACGAGUAUAAUUACCAUAAUUUUUUUCUCUAUAAUACGGUGAUUGGAUUUCAAAAACGAAGGCGCAAAAAAACGGCAACAAUUCUAACUUAAUAUUAUAUCUUAUCUAUUGUUAACAGAUAAACCACAUAAUAAAUAAUCAUUUACAAUUAU